Messenger RNA from Brachypodium distachyon (stiff brome), 594 nucleotides. Its product is annotated as suppressor protein SRP40-like. The record is from RefSeq and is a predicted model, not a curated record. NCBI's taxonomy places the organism in Eukaryota, Viridiplantae, Streptophyta, Magnoliopsida, Poales, Poaceae. Bases 1 to 594 code for a protein of 197 amino acids. The transcript is spliced from 2 exons.
AUGAUCCAUGGUCCUGGAUCCAGUUCGAAGAAGAACAACAUUGCACUCAAGGCCAAGAAAUCAUCCAAGAAGAUUGUCAGCUCCAGUGAAGAAUCUGAAAACUCAUCUCCGUCUGAUGAAGAAUCCAACUCCAGUGACGAGCUUGCUAUUUUUGUGAAGAGGUUCAAUAAGAAGUUUGGAAGAAAGUUUGGAAUCAAACUGAAGCAGCAAGGUCACUUCAUCGCUGAAUGUCCCGAGAAAGCUGAUGAUGACAAGGAGAAGAAGGGAUUCAAGAAACAUCCUCACAAGAAGAGCCAUGACCGUCACAAGAAGAAAGAUUGGAAUAAGUACUCUGCUCACAAGAAGAAGGUGAAGUAUUAUUCUAGAGCACAUGUUGGUGAAUGCAACUCAGAUUCUUCAUCAUCUGAAGAAUCAUCUGACUCUGAGUCUGAAGACGGCAUCGCCGGAUUGGCCAUAGCUAUUUCAUCUGACAGAGAGAAGAGUUCACUGUUUGACUCUCCAAAUUCAUCUGAAGAUGUCCCCGGAGACGAUCGCAACUCACCAUCAUGCUUCAUGGCAAAAUCCUCUAAGGUACCAUCUCCUAGUGAAGUUUAA